Molecule: messenger RNA, 2661 nt
Organism: Diorhabda carinulata
Lineage: Eukaryota; Metazoa; Arthropoda; Insecta; Coleoptera; Chrysomelidae
Product: 3-hydroxy-3-methylglutaryl-coenzyme A reductase-like
Exons: 5
Coding region: 128-2626 (832 amino acids)
Biological process (GO): sterol biosynthetic process; coenzyme A metabolic process; isoprenoid biosynthetic process
Cellular component (GO): endoplasmic reticulum membrane; peroxisomal membrane
Molecular function (GO): hydroxymethylglutaryl-CoA reductase (NADPH) activity; protein binding; NADP binding
Source: RefSeq, a predicted model, not a curated record
UUUUUCAUUCACUUUUUGAACGUCAUAGCAGAAUCUUAUGACAAUUGAGUCGAUUCUGGUUACAUCAUUUAAUAGUUAUACAAUUUAAAUUUUAUAUAUAUUAUGUGCAUACUGAAAAAAUUUUUGCAUGUUGAUAAUGUAUAAGAUAUUUUCUUUAUAUGGAGAAUUAUGUGCUACGCAUCCAUGGGAAGUUAUUUUUACUAUUAUAGCAUUUACGACAUGUUUUUUAACAUUGGAUAAACCCCAUACAAUAAAACCUAAUACAUUAUCUUCAUCAUGUACUACAUGCACCGAAGACCAUUUUGUAGCUGCCGAUAUAGUAGUAAUGACAAUAAUUAGAUGUCUUGCUAUUCUUUACAGCUAUCAUCAAUUUAGAAAUCUGCAGAAAUUAGGAUCAAAAUAUAUUUUAGGUUUUGCUGGACUUUUUGUUGUAUUUUCAAGCUUUGUUUUUACAUCUGCAGUACUAAAUACACUCCACAUUGAAUUAUCAGAUUUAAAAGAUGCUUUAUUCUUCUUUUUAUUGAUGAUUGAUAUGUCAAAAGCUGCCAAAUUGGCUCAAUAUGCACUCUCUGCAUCGAAUCAAAGUGAAAUUAAAACUAAUAUAUCACGGGGAGUUGCAGUUUUGGGACCUACUAUAACAUUGGAUACUAUUGUAGAAACGUUAGUAAUAGGAAUGGGUACACUAUCGGGUGUUCACCGCUUAGAAAUGCUUUCCUAUUUUGCUUGUAUGUCAGUAAUUGUUAAUUAUGUUAUUUUAUUAUCAUUUUAUCCAGCAUGUCUUGCUCUAAUGUUGGAUUUAAGUAAAAUUACUGAUAAUUACUUGCAACAUGAAGACAGUAAUGUACUGGUAGAUGAGAAAGAUAAAUCAAAUCCAGCUGCCCAGAGAGUGAAAUUGAUAAUGUCUAUUGUACUCACAAUAGUUCAUAUUUACAGUCGUUGGACAAUACAAACAGAAAACUUUAAUGAUGUUAAUGGCAACAAGACAGAUACUCCUUGUACUGAAAGUAGUUCAAUUUACGGGUUUUUAUUAAAACAAUUUGCAUUAAGUGCCGACCAUAUAGUAAUUUUAGUGUUAUUAAUAACUCUGUUAGUUAAAUUUAUUUAUUUCGAAAAUAAGGAUGAUUUUGAACACAAUAAUGAAUUUAUAGUUGAUACACAUAAAGAUAACAGAUUGGCAAAAAGGCAAGAAAGAACGAUUUCUAGUAGUGUAGAAGUCCAAACUGAUGAAGAUAUUGAAAAAAUAUUUGAAUCUUCAGAACCAAAUUCUACUCGAUGUUUACAAGACUGUCUGCAGUUACUGCGAACUGAUAAAGCUUAUGAGCUUUCUGAUAAAGAAAUUAUCAAUCUAGUAGAUACUAAACAUAUUCCUGCAUAUACCUUAGAAAAAGCACUGAAAAAUCCAGCAAGAGGCGUUAAAAUUAGGAGACAAAUACUUCAAAAUAUGUUGAAGUAUAAAGAAUCUAUUAAUUAUUUACCUUAUCAGAGUUAUGAUUAUAGCAAGGUAAUGGGUGCAUGUUGUGAAAAUGUAAUAGGUUAUGUUCCUGUACCUGUGGGGAUUGCUGGACCUCUUGUUUUAGACAAUAAAUGUUUCUACAUUCCAAUGGCAACAACUGAAGGCUGCUUAGUAGCUAGUACAAAUAGAGGCUGUAGGGCAAUUGAAAAAAAUGGAGUAAAAAGCAGAAUAGUAGCUGAUGGUAUGACUAGAGGACCUGUUAUUAGAUUUAUAUCAAUAGUAACUGCCACAGAAGCACUACAAUGGUCCAAAAAGGAAGAAAAUUUUUUAAUUUUGAAGAAUGCAUUUGAUUCAACAAGUAGAUAUGCUAGACUUCUUAAAAUUACCACACAUAUGGCUGGACGCUAUCUUUUUAUUAGAUUUGUAGCUGAAACAGGAGAUGCAAUGGGCAUGAAUAUGAUCUCGAAAGGUACUGAGAAAGCUCUCAGUGCAAUGAAAUUACACUUUCCAGAUAUGGAAGUAUUGAGUUUAAGUGGAAAUGUAUGUACUGAUAAAAAACCAUCUGGGAUAAAUUGGAUAGAAGGCAGAGGAAAAUCUGUAGUUUGUGAAGCAAUUAUUCCCGAUCAUGUUGUUUCAUCUGUUCUGAAAACAACCAGUUCAGCAAUGGUUGAUUUGAAUAUUUCAAAAAAUUUAAUUGGCUCAGCAGUUGCUGGUAGUAUAGGUGGUUUUAAUGCCCACGCAGCUAAUAUAGUAACUGCUAUCUUUAUAGCUACGGGUCAAGAUGCUGCACAAAAUGUCUCAAGUAGUAAUUGUUUGACGAUUAUGGAACCUUGGGGUGAAAAUGGCGAGGAUCUAUAUAUAUCGUGCACAAUGCCUUCCAUAGAAAUAGGAACUAUUGGAGGUGGCACAAUCCUACCUGCUCAGCAAGCCUCUCUAAAAAUAUUAGGCGUAGCUGGUCCCAAUGAAACUUCACCAGGAGACAAUGCCAAACAACUUGCUAGAAUAGUAUGUGGAACUGUAUUAGCGGGAGAAUUGUCGUUAAUGGCGGCAUUAGCUAGUGGACACUUAGUGAAGAGCCAUUUGAAGUACAAUAGGUCUUACAACAGUAGAGAUAAUUCAAGUUUAAGUAGAGAUCUUUAUGGGAGCUCAUGUGAUUCGACAAAAAUAACUUAGAUGUGAUACUGAUUUUAUUAAAUUAUUUAUUUUUA